Messenger RNA from Lottia gigantea (owl limpet), 159 nucleotides. RefSeq lists its product as hypothetical. Gene Ontology annotation, molecular function: protein tyrosine phosphatase activity. The transcript has a single exon. NCBI's taxonomy places the organism in Eukaryota, Metazoa, Mollusca, Gastropoda, Lottiidae. The record is from RefSeq and is a predicted model, not a curated record. Gene Ontology annotation, biological process: protein dephosphorylation. The annotation marks the transcript as partial.
UGCAGUGCUGGUGUUGGUAGAACUGGUACAUAUAUAGCUAUAGACUACUGUUUAAAACAGUACAAAGAUACUGGUAAGGUGGAUGUAUUAGAAUGUGUUAAAACUCUUCGUCAACAGAGAAAAGGAAUGAUCCAAACUCCAGUAAGUUUUGUGUCAUAA